AUGAACAAAAAGCACUAUCCACAAUCACUGAGCGAUGAAGUAUGUCGUUUGCAGAAAAUAGCCAAAGACGGUACUCUGCACAAGUGCAUGACUUCGAGAGGAACCAACACUGUUCAAGAUUUCCUCCAGCUGUACUUGGAAAUGGGAUCACCAAGCGGACAUGGGAGACGAUUGUCAAACAUGCCAGCCCGUGUGAUCAACGAUGACAAGAUGUAUUUCUGCCAAGCUUUGAACAAGGCCAGUAUAGUGUUCAAUUCGGUCAUGAAAGUUGCUCAAGCAGCACUCGAUGGCCAAAUUUACCAGUCGGUAGACACAUUGGCCCACUCUCAGAAGAUUUUGUUGCAGAACUUGAAAUGGCUAGCUUACAAUAACAACAAUCAAUGGUGCCGCUCGAUGCCCUACCCAACGUUCUUCAGCGAGUCGCGAGUAGGUGUGAAGGAGAACUUUUAUGGUGGAAAAUUUUUGGUGAUUAUGCAUGACUCGGAGACACUUGCUUCAUUUUGUAGAAAUAGUAAAGGCAAGCAAGUUGUCGCCCCUGAUGCUAGAGGCACGCCUCAAGCUUCUCGAGAAAGAUCGAAGGGACCUUUGAAGCUAAAAGUGUUCUCCGAAGACAAGAAGGUUAGCUUUGCUUCUCGAUACUUAGAAGGCGAGGUAGAGCAUUGGUGGGAGGGAAUGAGGCCGACUCUUGGAGAUAGGGGUGGUGCUAUAGCUUGGGAGGACUUUAAGCAGCCUUCAACUAAGGGUGAGCGUGGUUCCGGGUAG
Molecule: messenger RNA, 762 nt
Organism: Eucalyptus grandis
Lineage: Eukaryota; Viridiplantae; Streptophyta; Magnoliopsida; Myrtales; Myrtaceae
Exons: 6
Coding region: 1-762 (253 amino acids)
Biological process (GO): regulation of salicylic acid biosynthetic process
Cellular component (GO): nucleus
Molecular function (GO): sequence-specific DNA binding; DNA-binding transcription factor activity; calmodulin binding
Source: RefSeq, a predicted model, not a curated record